Molecule: messenger RNA, 2406 nt
Organism: Paramecium octaurelia
Lineage: Eukaryota; Ciliophora; Oligohymenophorea; Peniculida; Parameciidae
Source: the annotation of a GenBank genome assembly
AUGAGACCAAAAGAGUCAGAUGUGUAUAAGAGGAUUCGUUUGUUAGGAUAAGGAUCGUUUGGGAAGGCUUAUCUUUGUGAAUGUUUGAAAGAUCACUCUUUGUGCGUGAUUAAGCAAAUGGACAUGAGAUACUUAAACGAUUAAGAGAAAAAAGUAAUUUAUUUAGCUAAAUAAAACAGGAAACAUACAGAGAAUUCAGAAUAAUGUCUGAAUUGAAGCAUCCAAAUAUAAUAAAUUUUAGAGAGGUUUAUAAGACAGUAAAGGGGAAAUUAUGUAUAGUGAUGGAUUAUGCUGAAGGUAAUCAUCUACGAAUUAAGAAUAGGUGGUGAUUUGGCUUAGGUCUUAAAGAAUACAGAUGGUUAUGUAGCCGAGUCUAGGAUUUUGGACUGGUUUACUUAAAUGUGUCUAGCAAUAAAACAUUGUCAUGAUCGUAAAAUAAUUCAUCGAGACAUAAAAACUUAAAAUAUGUUCCUGACAAAAGACAUGAGAAUACGAUUGGGAGAUUUUGGAAUAGCUCGAUUAUUGAACAACACAAGAGACAAAGCAAAAACAAUGGUGGGUACUCCUUAUUACUUGGCUCCUGAAUUGUUGGAAAACAAGCCAUAUAGUUUUAAGGGGGACAUAUGGUCACUUGGAGUAAUUCUCUAUGAAGUAAUGGAAUGAGUAUUACAAAUUAGAUGUGUGCCAAGACUCCGCCCUUUACUGCUGAAUCGCUGGCCUAAUUAGCUCUAAAAAUAGUGCGUGGUCAAUUUUAAGCCAUUCCAAACAUUUACUCCUCCCAAUUGAGAACGUAAAACUAAUCUUAUAAUUAAACAAAGAUAGCCUUGUGAAUUAGCUUCUUACAGUAAAUCCUGAAAAACGACCAGCAGUUCAUUAAAUUCUCAAGAUGCCCAUUAUCACAAAUCGAAUUAAGAAUUUCCUAUCAGAGACUAUGAAAAGAAGUGAAUUCGAUCAUACAAUAUUACACAACCAGCAGAUUCAUUUGUCUGAUACAACUAUCCCCUUGAUUGAUGAUCAGGAUGCAAAAGGGGAUGUAACAGAGCAAACCUCAAAAGAGAAUCACAUGAAGUAAUUGCCUGGAAUUAGGAGUCCUCCUAUUAAUUUAUAGAAACAAAGAAAGAAUAGUGAUCUAAAGAAAUUGCCUGAAAUUAAAUUAUCCAAACCUGAGAGACCACCAAUUACAAGGUAACAAACCAGUAGACAAUAACUAAAUCAACUUCCAAAUUAAAGAGCUUUGCCAUCCACUCCAGAAUUAGGCAUCCACAGUAAACAAAAAAAUGGUCGCUUUAUUACUAAAGAAAGUCCAGAUUCUUAUUAGGGUUCUGAUUAAGUGAUAGAGGACGGAACCAAAAACAGUGAGCAAGAGAGUCCCAAAUUCUUUAAGAAACAUUUUGAGAUUAAACCUCAUAUCAAAAAUUUAAAGGGUCUAACCAAAUUAGAUUAAAUUCAGAAGAUCAAAUUGGGAUUGAAAUCAGAGGAUGACUGCAAAAAACCUAUUUAUAGAGUUCAUGCAUAACCUAAAAUGUUUGAAUAGAAGAAAUAGUAGGAACGCAAGGUUUCUGAAGAAAUUGUUUCGAGUCACAAAAAACAAGAGGAACAAAUAUUAAAUUAAUAGAGUCAUUUAGAAAAAAUCUCGGAAACUCCAGAAUAAAAAUUACUAAAUUAAUCAACCAUUAGUGAUUUUCAAAAUUCAGAAGAAAACUAGGAUAAUCACAAAAAAUAAAGUAUUCUUACACCUGCUUUUGAAAUUCAUAAGGAAUAAUAAUUUCAAGUACUUGAUAUUAUUUAAAAGAAACCAGUGAAAAUAAUUAAAGAGUCAAUAUCUAAAACUGAUGAAGAGAAAAAUAAGAAAAAGAUUUACAAAAUCAUUUAUAAAGAUCCUUUUUAAAAAAAGCCUGCCCAGAAACGUAAUAGUGAAGAAGACAUGAAAGAAAUGAUAAAUGAACUGAAAAAUGUUCUUGUAAUUAAAUUAAAUAUAUCAAUUAGUCUGAUUAAUAAAAAAAAUUAGAAGAGCCAAAUCUACAAAAUGAAAUUGAUUCUGAAGAUUCUAGAAUCUAUUCAGAGGAAUCAAGUGAAGAUCUUAGAGAUGAUGCUGAUACCUUACCACCAUAAACAUAAGUUAAUACGUGGAUGUAAAGUAAUUCAGAGGCAGUCAAUAUAUCCAAAUCAUAGCCAGAACCAAGAAGAAAAAUUAACAGCAAUUAAACAAGUCUCAAAGAUAAAUUGGUUGUUGAAUUGGGACAAAAUUUUGAAUAAUUGUUUAGAUUAGCUAAAUUAUGUUCGCAUUAAGAGGACUUGGGAAAAUAACAUAUCAAAAUGGCUAUUAUGGAUAAUCUUAGAAUAGAUGAAAAUAGGGCAGAGAUCUGUGCCACUCUCUUGGUUACAUUAGCCACAAUUGGUUACUGA